Talaromyces amestolkiae is the source of this 1914-nucleotide messenger RNA. RefSeq lists its product as uncharacterized. The transcript has 6 exons. Gene Ontology annotation, molecular function: catalytic activity. Bases 1 to 1914 code for a protein of 637 amino acids. The record is from RefSeq and is a predicted model, not a curated record. NCBI's taxonomy places the organism in Eukaryota, Fungi, Ascomycota, Eurotiomycetes, Eurotiales, Trichocomaceae.
AUGAUAUCCGACAAGCUGUACCAGUUUGCCGUGAGCGACAAGAGUGUCAGCUCGGAACUAGCCGAGAACCCUAAUCAGUCUCCCGGCGAGAUUGUUAGCAGGCUGUUCAAACACAAGCAAGAAGCAGCAGCCGAGACCUCGCAACAGCCAACACACGAACAAAGCGACGAGGCAGACCUGCAGCGGGCAUUGGAAUGCGGAAACUGGGGAGGUCAGCGGCCGAGUAAUCUCUUUUUGAAGUGUUAUUACAAUGCUUUGCGCGCACUCGAAAACCAGCCUUUAGCUGGAUUGGUAUCGCCCAGUCUGAUGGGCACUCAUGGUGUUGUCCCAUUGACCAUCAUUUCGACACUACCAGACAUUAACCGACAUACCGCAAACUGCAUUGUACGAGCCGAGAAAGAAGUCUUCUUGGCCACCAACUUCUGGAUUCACUCUGAUGCUUCUAUUAUUAUCACCAAUGCGCUGCGUGAGUUAUCCAAACGAGCAGGAGAACGAGGCGAUAAAGUUGUCGUUAAGAUCAUUUAUGAUCGCGGCAGUGUAAAACAGCUCUAUGAAAAUCAUCAACACGUAUCACCAAAAGAGUACACUGGCGACAAAAUUCAACUUCCCGCGCCAGAGGACGUUCCAAAUCUACACAUGGAAGUCGUCAAUUAUCAUCGCCCGGUACUGGGCACAUUCCACGCCAAGCUAUGUGUGAUUGACCGCAAGAUUGGGCUACUUCAAAGCAACAACGUUCAAGACAACGACAACCUCGAAAUGAUGGUACAUCUAGAAGGCCCCAUUGUGGAUGCCAUGUACGACACGCUUCUUAUAUCCUGGCAUAAGCAUCUCGACCCGGCAUUGCCGAUGAUUGGAAACCCUGCAGCUAAACAGCCGAUUCCUACCCAUGACAACUUGGCUAGCAAAGCGGAAUUGACAGAUGCGGCUGCGUCCGGCUCCCACCAGAAACAGAUGGAGAUCCUACCGGAAUCUACGAGCUCAGAGCCACACUAUGACCAGACUUUCGCCGAGGAAGCGAAGAGGGUGAACAGCCAGCUUGAAGCCAGACCAGACGAGACUAGAAGAGACGCCGCCACGCGUCAUCUCAACAAGAGAACUCUGGAUCAUAACCAACAGGCAUUGGCAGCGAAAAGUCUUCCUCAUCCCGACGGACCAGAAAUCACCGAGGAAGACAAGAUGACUCCUUAUAUCGUUUUGCCAAAGCASGAGCCAGUCCCAAUGGCCUUGGUAAACCGAGAACCAAAUGGCUCUCCCGGCAACUCAAACUACCCGGUACCGCAAAAUGCAGCGUGGCUGGCCGCAAUCAACAACGCCGAGAGGACAGUCUUUGUUCAAACGCCGAACCUGAAUGCUGAACCAUUGCUAGAGCCGUUGCUGAAUGCCGUUAGACGAGGAGUGAUCGUGACUGCAUACGUGACACUCGGCUACAAUGAUGCUGGAGAACUACUUCCCGGCCAGAACGGUACCAACGAGAUGACUGCUCAUCGUCUAUACUCCUCUCUCACCAGCGAGGAGAAAUCUAGACUCCGGAUCCACAACUACGUUGCUAAAGAUCGCAGAUCGCCUGUACACAACAAAUUCAAAUACCGCAGCAGCCAUGUCAAGUUGAUGAUUGUUGAUGAGACCGUGGCCAUUCAAGGAAACGGCAACCUUGACACACAAUCCUUCUUCCACUCAACCGAAAUCAACGUGAUGAUCGACUCACCAUUGAUCUGCAAAAUAUGGCGCGAAGCUAUCGAGCGCAACCAGAACACAUCACAGUUCGGUCUCGUCAGCUCUGAAGACGGUUGUUGGCACGAUCCCGAAACAGGCGCAAUUGCUGAAGGCACAAUAGGCCCGGACCCUGGUAAGUUCAGUUGGGCCAAAGGUAUUGUUGGAGCCGUUCAGCGUGUUCGUGGUGCUGGUGGUUUCUAG